Molecule: messenger RNA, 1033 nt
Organism: Anthonomus grandis grandis
Lineage: Eukaryota; Metazoa; Arthropoda; Insecta; Coleoptera; Curculionidae
Product: ralA-binding protein 1-like
Exons: 6
Coding region: 97-936 (279 amino acids)
Biological process (GO): signal transduction
Source: RefSeq, a predicted model, not a curated record
CAGCGACCCCUCAACCGUCUGACGUUCAUUUAAUCAAAAUUUCCCGUCAGUUUAAUUAAAAAUUUAUUUUUUUUUACAGAAAAAAACAUUCGCCCUAUGGAGAGGCUAAAGUACGAGCACGAGAACGUACGGAUUUUGGCCUCCCGUGAACUCUUCAAGUUCGGUAUCAAGAUGAAACUGAAAAAAACCCCAAGUAAAAAAUACUCACCCAAGAAACGCUGCUACAAGAUAGACCUGAACCAUCUGGAGGACACUGAGGUGCAAGUGGGAAAGGACGUCAUCCAGGUACCAAAAGUCUAUUUCAAACUGGUGGAGUUCAUUAAGAACCACCUGCAGGUGGAGGGGGUUUUUCGCAAGGAGGGCUCCAAGGUGAAAGAACGCGUUUUAUUGAAAAUGCUGGACAGCGGCUACGAGAUCCCCGAAGACACCGACCCGAUCGUCGCAUGCGCAGUCCUCAAAGUGUUCCUGAGGACUCUCCCGGGAAAACUCGUUCCCCAUGACGUCGUCCCGUGGUUCCUUGCGGCUGCGCAAUUGUCCGACCAUUCGGCGGACGCCGUUUGCUUGUGCGCCCUCCUGCUUCCGCUCAGGAACGUUUACUUGCUGGUGUAUUUAAUGCAGUUUUUCAGUGAAGUAACGGCGCAUGAGCGAGAGAACAAGAUGAACGCGUAUAAUCUCGCCGUGGUGGCUGCACCGAACUUGUUCAAGGAUGACGUGGGGACAGUCGAGGAGAUUGCGCGGCACAAUGCGGUUUUUAUUAAUAUCGUUAAGAUUUUCAUAGAAAAAUCGAAAUCCUUGGGACAAGUCCCGGCCUGUUUGCUGGACAAACUGGACGCCCUCCACGAGGAACACAACAACGCCACCUCCAAGGGAUUAUGCAGAUGGUGUCCAGGGGAUAAAAAUAGCCAUAACUUCCUUAGUUGGAUACCGCUUAUCUAAAGAGCACCAAGCGACAUUUCCUCGUUUGGAGAAACUUCAAUUUGUAUAUUUCAAGCUAUCCCGGAAAUUGUAUUGUAAAAAUUUUGCAAUGAUGUUU